This is a messenger RNA of Anopheles bellator, 2666 nucleotides long. Its product is annotated as RING finger protein 141-like. The record is from RefSeq and is a predicted model, not a curated record. NCBI's taxonomy places the organism in Eukaryota, Metazoa, Arthropoda, Insecta, Diptera, Culicidae. Gene Ontology annotation, molecular function: ubiquitin-protein transferase activity. Gene Ontology annotation, biological process: protein autoubiquitination. The transcript is spliced from 2 exons. The coding region runs from base 435 to 1382 and encodes 315 amino acids.
GUUGUAGUUUUUUAGCGCAAGUUGGUGCGAAAAUGCUGCAAUACUGAGCAUGUGGUGGACGAAAUAGUAGAAAAAGCAAAAAUAUUUUUCACCAAAACAACCUGACAGAGUUUGACUCAUGACAACAUUUCACGCAUUUCCAGCAGCGGGAGUGAUAGGUCCUCUGGCACAGUACUAACGUUACACAGUUUGCAUUUGUAUUCCGCCGAACUAAAUACAGCUCUAUUGAAGGGCGAUUUUUUUUUCUAACACGCCAUAACCCAAUUGACAUUCGCUGUCUUUCGUCAUCAUCAACUCACAAAACUACAAGUUUCGCGAAAAGCGAUGGUUUUGUGCGAAUCAAAUCUUUCGGUACUCAUUUUGGUGCACUAGUUUGCGAGUUUGCCCAAAGCAAGCGGUAAGCAAGAUAAACUCGAAAAAAAAAUUUAAAAAAAAUGGGCGGCCAAGCGCUGAGUUUGUCGCAGAAAAUUCUCCCCAACGACACGGUUGACUCACUGCAGUUCGAGAUAAAGAAGCAAGUGCACAUUUUCUCCGAGAUAAACAAUCUUGCUUACGAGGACUUUCAGAAAUGCCUCACCGACCUCAACCGACUCUCGCGAAAAUGCCUUGAUCCAAGCGGCAAGCAGCUAGUAUUCGCUGUAAAGAAGGGCACGGAUAAUUCUAUUCUGUGGAAGCGAACAGUUCGCAUCGCCUGUGUGAAGAUUGAGCCGGAAACAUGCAAGGUCGACUGUUUCAAGCUGCUUACAUUGCAGCAGUUCUUGCGAGUAUUCCGCACGUUCCAAACAAACCUCCACGCGAUAGUGACUGUAGAGAGCCAGCGAAUCCACAGCCCCGCGGCGAGCCCCUCUAAAUCGAGUCGUACGAGCGCGAGCUUUAACAGCACCGUAAACGUCGAUGGGGAUGGUGAUGACGGACAGACAAAUGAACCGGAUCCGUGUGGGGGGGAGGCAAGAUCGACGACCCCGACUUCCUCAUCCGCGUCGUCCUCCUCGGCUGCGUUUACUUUUCCGGAAGGUACCACUGCUUCGGUGCUGAUGGCCCACGUUGAUGCUAUCACGGCGGCUGGUGCGAUCCCAGGGAUAGCUUCUGCCGGCAGCGAUCAGAAUGAGUGUUGCAUCUGUUUGGAGCGCAAACCCGAGGUAUCUCUCCCAUGCGCGCACAGCUACUGUAUGCCCUGCAUCGAGCAAUGGAAUAUCCAUCAAAAAACGUGUCCUAUCUGCGAUGAAGCAUUGGCGAGCACCGACGACACUUGGGUCCUAUCCGAGAUGCCAGAGGCCGACGAGGUCAGCGAAGAAAUUUGCGCCACGCUAAUGAAACUGUCGGCCGAGACCGUGGAUAAUGAAAGCGAGAAGAAUUGGUGGCGCCGCAUGCUGAAUUUGUGAUUUGUGCCUGACUUACACCAGGUGCCCUGAAAUUACCGUAGAUGACGGGUAUUAAGACCCUACAUCUAUUAAGACCCUACAUCUAUUAAGACCCCCCUCAUUUUUAGAUCAAAAAUUUAAGAAAAACCUAAAUUACUUUAUUUUCAUUUUUUAACGACUUUUUUAUAACUCAUUCGUCAUAGAAAUUAUGAAAUUCUUCAGUCUCAAACAUAUCUUCUGUUUCCAAACAUUGAUUAACCAGUUUUCUAGCUAAUUCUUCCAUGUCAUCAUCAUCUGUGUCUGAGGAAUCACUUUGGGCAAAAAGAGCAUCAUCCUCAGAGCCAGCUAAUGCAUUACUAAUACCUGCUUUUUAAAUGAUUUGAUGAUAACAUCUUUCUUGAUGGAAUCCCAUGAAGUUUUCACCCACUGGCAGACUUGUGAGAUUGUUGGCCUCUUUAUCAAGCCCCAUGAAGAUAAAUUUGUAUCAGAUUCACUCAUCCAUUUGGUCCACUCCUCCUUCAUAUUUGCCUCAAAAGGGUUAAUUGAUACUGAUAUCAAGAGGGUGCAAUUGACUUGUGCGACCACCUGGAAUGACUGCUAACUGGGUUCUCAGUUCUUUAGCCUUUUGCUUUACCUUUUCCGUCAAAUGCCCUCUAAACUAAUCAAAAACCACAAGAGAAUUCUUCUUCAACAGGCCUCCAGGUCGCCUAGACCAUACCUUAUUAAACCACAAGUCCAUGCCUUGCUGGUCCAUCCAUCCUUUUCAAUGAACAUGAAUCAAUACUUCUGUGGGGAUUUUGUCCUUAGGCAGGGUUUUACGUUUGAAGAUUAAAAGGGGAGGCAACUUGGUGCCAUCAGCCAUGCAUUAACGGGUUAAUCCAGCCAGCCGAGACGCUGACUACACCUAUUAAGACCCCCCUGGAUUUUAGACUGACUUUUUUUUGCAAAAAAGGUGGGUCUUAAUACCCGUAAUCUACGGUACUUCAUUUCUCGCGCUUUAUUUGGUUUGAUUUGAUUUGUUUUGCACCCGGGAGAAUGGUGAAAGUCAAUGAAGAGCGCAAUGGAUACAUCGACCAAAACGGAGUCAUCGUUUUCAUUAAUGUUUUAUCUUGUUUAGUUCCCUUGAAGUUCUACUUGUUGUCUUUAGCACAGAUUAUUUGUUUUUACAGUCUAGCUGAAAUGCCCCAACAUAUGCUAAUUGUGAACAUUUACAUAAAAGUAAUUAGAAUAACGCUCACGUCUGCUAACUAGUCCACAAAAAAAUAAAAAUCAAAUGAAAGUAAGCUUAAGGAUUAUUUUCGAUGC